UUAGAUGCAACACUUCGAGAGCUUGCUUCUUUGGUGAAACAGGUUAAUCCAGAAUCCCGUCGACGUGGCACAAUUUUCGAUUUUGCCCUGGUCUCUCCAGACGUUCGUUCGCCAUCCUACAGAAUGCGUGAACUGGGUGCAGUUUGCUCCGGAUUUCCUUCCGACACGGAUCGAAUCAUGCUUAAGGACUGUCAGUUUGUUAUCGGGGACAUGAUUGACGUGGCUAUCACUCCACCGGCAUCUGAGGCAUCUUAUCCGCAUCCUGCGGAAGUUGGCCCGGUCGAUUCUAUACGCACCGUCAGACGUGGUUCUCCUCUGGGUGCCCUACCGUACGGCCGUGGUAUGGUCCGUCGCACCGGUGAAUUCGGUUCACGAAAUACGGCCCGGUAUGGUCGUCCGUUUGACGGCCCUUAA
Molecule: messenger RNA, 414 nt
Organism: Echinostoma caproni
Lineage: Eukaryota; Metazoa; Platyhelminthes; Trematoda; Plagiorchiida; Echinostomatidae
Source: the annotation of a GenBank genome assembly